CCUCCACGGGACAACCCAGGACGUGCAUUUCUCAGCACCCAGUCAACUGCCAGAAGUGACUCGAACACAGGCCACCAGUGGCACUCGGCUGUACCACUGCAGUGCUGCGGAAAUUGCCAGCACCAGCGGCUUUGCAACAGCUGUUUCACAGCAUGUCGGAGACAAUGCCUACGAAAUUAUUGGCCCUGAUGACGAGAGCCCUCAAGGGGCAAACGACAUCUCUGUUGCAGAAGUGAGCCCGAUACCACCUGAAGUUACCAUGACAGGUGGCACGGCAGCAAUAGAUACAGAGACGGCCAUGUCUACUGCAGCUGCAACAGUGUACGAGGCAAGCAGCAGUGUGUCAGCAUCAGCAGCAGUGUCAGAAGGAACCGCACCAGGCCUGGUAGAGCAACAUGUGUGCUAUCACUGUGACUUUUUUUGUAGUGCAUACAACUCAUUUGCUCAACAUACAAAAGCUUUUCACCACGACUGUGAGCCAGUGUUCUUGUGCAGCAAGUGCAAGACUAAGUUAGGUGUUAUAACACAGUACAAGCAUCACUUUAAAAUAUGCAAACAUAUUACAGUUGUUGCCUCCCCAGCCAGCCCACAUAGCGACAACAACGUGGAACACAUGGUGGGACACACCUCUUUCCCAUUAGAAGAUAGUAGAGACUGUCAGUGUUGUUGCUAGAUUAACUGGUCUUUGUAGGCAACUAGAAGGACAACACAGGUGUCAUAAGAUUGUUGUUUAUGUUGUUGUUGAAGAGGUAAAAAAGAAGUUUGAUGCAGCUGAAGUGCCAACUGAUAUUGAGCAAAUCAAAAACAACCACCUGAGAAAGCAACACUAUCGAAAUUUGGGUAUCUAUGUGCCGCCAACUCUGGUAAAGAUGGCAUAGGACAGAAGUGUGAUGAAAAUCACACAGACACUGCUGUUCCAUCACUGGUCACAGUGAGCACUGACUUGUAGGGCAAGAGAGUCAACUGAAACGAACAUUAUGGCAUAGUGUCAUGCUCCCAUGUGACCACUUUCCAUGUUAUUUUGCAUGAUACAGCUCAACCUCCAGAAACGAGAC
Dermacentor albipictus is the source of this 1055-nucleotide messenger RNA. The record is from RefSeq and is a predicted model, not a curated record. NCBI's taxonomy places the organism in Eukaryota, Metazoa, Arthropoda, Arachnida, Ixodida, Ixodidae.